CUUCGGCCGCGCCGCCGACCAAGGGCGCGAUGCAGCGCGUCGAGGUGCCCCCCCGGCACGACGACGCCAUGGCCACGGACGCGCCGCGCCCGGACGUGCUCCUGGGCCGCUGCUGCGAGUGCGGCGUGGGCCUGGACGUGUCCGUGAACCCGACGUCGACCUGCGUGAACUGCCUGCGCGCGCGCAUCGACAUCACGGAGGGCAUCUGCACGAGCACGAACCUGUUCAAGUGCCGGCGCUGCCUGCGCUACUGCGCGGGCCCGACGACCUACGUCGAGGCCGAGCUCGAGUCGCGCGAGCUCAUGGCGCUCUGCCUCAAGCGCGUCAAGGGCCUCAAGCGCGUCAAGGUCGCGGACGCCGCGUGGAUCUGGACCGAGCCCCACUCCAUGCGCCUCAAGGUGGAGCUCACGGUGCAGAAGGAGGUGGACAACGGCGCGAUCAUGCAGCAGCCCUUGCUCUGCGAGUUCGUGGUGCGGAACCAGCAGUGCGGCGACUGCCAGGCGGCGUUCGCGUCCAUGGCCUGGACGGCGUCCGUCCAGGUGCGCCAGCGCGUGGACCACAAGCGCACCUUCUUCUACCUCGAGCAGGUCAUCCUCAAGAAGCACGCCCAGGCCGCGGCGGUCAAGAUCGAGCAGUUCCGCGACGGGUUGGACUUCUUCUUCAAGGCGAAGAACGACGCCGUGCGCUUCGUCAACUUUUUGAACGACUGCGUGCCCACGAAGGUCAAGGACACGAAGAAGUUGGUGUCCGCCGACACGCACUCGAACCUGUUCAACCACCAGUACACGUCGCUCGUGGAGUUGGCGCCCGCGUGCAAGGACGAUCUGGUGCUCCUGGACGCGCGGACCGCGGCGCGGUUAGGGUCGCUGCCGCGCGUCGUCCUCGUGCGCUCCGUCAACGCCGUCGUGCGCUUGGUGGACCCGCGCACGGCCCAGCUGGCGGAGCUCGGCGCGGACGCGUACUGGCGGUCGCCGCCGCGAGUAUUGGUGUCCGCGGGCCAGCUCGAGGCCUUCGUCGUGCUCGACAGCGACCGCGUCGCGCCCGGCGGCGUCCGCCUCGUGCGCGGCUACGUCGCCGACGUCACUUUGGCGCGCGAGGCCGACCUCGGCCGCAACGACGCGACGCUGCUCGUGCGCACGCACCUCGGCGCUUUGCUGCGCGCGGGCGACAAGGUCAUGGGCUACGACCUGCGGGCGACGAAUUUGCCCGGGGAAUGCGACGCGGAUCUGGAGAGCCUCGGCGCGCCGGACGUCGUCCUCGUGCGCAAGGCGCCCCAGUCCAUGCAGGACGACGAGGACGGCGAGGCCGCGGGCGCGAAGAAGCGCGCCUGGCGCCUCGACAACCUCGACGUCGACGAGACCCACGACGACGACGCGGGCAAGUUCGCCGCGGAGACGCGCGAGCGCGACCUGGAGAUCUUCCGGCAGCAGCUCGAGACGGACCGGGACAUGCGCGGCCGCGUGAACCUGUACAAGGACCCGAGCGGCGUGCUCGACGACGCGCCGGCCGAGGACCCCGACGCCAUCAAGCUCGACGAGCUCCUCGACGCGGUCCACCUCGACGCGACGCCCGCGGACGCCGUCGAGGACGCGGUCGACGACGCGGACCUCGCGGCGCUCUAAGCGUGCUUAUCCUG
Messenger RNA from Aureococcus anophagefferens, 1636 nucleotides. RefSeq lists its product as hypothetical. The record is from RefSeq and is a predicted model, not a curated record. Gene Ontology annotation, cellular component: nucleus; cytoplasm. The coding region runs from base 30 to 1622 and encodes 530 amino acids. Gene Ontology annotation, biological process: ribosomal large subunit export from nucleus. Lineage: Eukaryota; Pelagophyceae; Pelagomonadales; Pelagomonadaceae. Gene Ontology annotation, molecular function: ribosomal large subunit binding. The transcript has 2 exons.